CACACACACACAUAUAUACUAUAAGCACAACCCUGUGGUUUCACGAGACAGAGUUCGCAAGACGAAAGUAGUGAAUGUGUAAGAGAGGCAGAGCAACAAAGAGCCAAAAUCCAACGCAAAGUGCAUGAAAAGAAAGGGGAUAAACUACUUCGGUUGAGGAACUGGUGAACUAUACCUCCAUUUGAAACAUGCAGCUGAAGCAGUGGGUGUGUGUGGCUGUUCUGGCUCUCUUGCUUGUCACAGAUGUGCUAGCAGAAGCAGGGAAUGCAGAGAAACAAGGUAAGAAAGAACGUAAGUCAGGAUGUGGAGACUGGCAAUGGAGUGUCUGUGUGGCACAUGAGGGUGACUGCGGCCUGGGCACUAGAGAAGGAACCCGUACGGGCGCUGACUGCAAGCAGAAAAUCAAAACUCAGCGAUGCAAGAUUCCCUGCAACUGGAAGAAGCAGUUUGGAGGUGAAUGCAAGUAUGAUUUCCAGUUAUGGGGUGAGUGUGAUGUAAUCACAGGGAUGAAGACCCGGACUGGCACGCUGAAACGCGCUCUCCCGGAUGCUAACUGUCCCGCCACUGUGUCUGCCACCAAAUCCUGUGGCAAGACCAAGACCAGGUCCAAGCUACAGGGCUCGCUGAAGCCGAAACGUGGCGGGAAGAAUAAAGAGCAAGCCCCGGUGGACUAGAGGUGAAAAAAAGAGAAGAAAUAACAGUCACCCUUCCCCUACACUUCUCUACCCUGAGAUGGAAGAUACAGGGGCGGCUGUAGUCACGCAUGGAUGGAAGGACUUAAGAAGACGGAAAAGAGAAAAUAUUCCUCCCCACUUUCCCCUAUAGACCUGUAGGUGAUUUGUAGAGGUUUGAAUAUAAAUAUACGUAUAUAAUAGUCAAUAAAACGUACUAAAUCACGUACUCAGUUCAUUCUGGCAGGUCGUUUAGCUUUUUUUUCCUUCUUCUUCAAGAAAUAAAUGCUUGAAAUGAGCUAAAUGAUCUGCCGAUACAACAAGACAGUUUCAAGCUUGAAAUGCGUACAAAAAAAUUCUUUUUAAACAGAGAAACGAGCUUAAUAAUCUUUAUUUAAAAAAAAAAUAAAAGAGAACUAUGUGAACUGGAUUAUAUUCAGGAUAUUUGUUCUUGCUAAGAUCAUCAUUUCUGCAGUGUUUAUCCGUAUACUUCCACGACACAAUCCCACGGAAUUGUGCUGUGAAACCUUAACAACAGCAAUACACCAGAUGCAGUAUACGAUUAUUAAACCUAUUUCUAGACUCAUUUCAAGCUUUGAAUUGUCUUAUUCUGUUGGCAGACAUGAUCUUCCAAUGGAACAAGACUAUUUCAAGAACAAGACUUUAGUUAAACACACACACAAAAAAACCCAACAGUGUAUAGAAAUAGGUUUAAUGACCUUAUAUUUAGUUUAUUGUAAUCUUAUAAUAGGAAUUCUAGAUAAAUCUAUAUUCAAGAUAUUUUCACUUGCUAAGCUAUGAAAAUGUGCAGCAAGCUUCCAGUGUGAAAUCCAUCUGUCUGUCUGUCUGUCUGUCUGUCUGUCUGUCUGUGGUGAUAUUACUGCUCCUUCUUACUCCGCGCCACAUGAAAUAAAGUCAUCUAUAAUCCACA
This is a messenger RNA of Ictalurus punctatus (channel catfish), 1602 nucleotides long. RefSeq names its product pleiotrophin (gene ptn). NCBI's taxonomy places the organism in Eukaryota, Metazoa, Chordata, Actinopteri, Siluriformes, Ictaluridae. The record is from RefSeq and is a predicted model, not a curated record. The transcript has 5 exons. Bases 189 to 674 code for a protein of 161 amino acids. Gene Ontology annotation, molecular function: growth factor activity.